Cimex lectularius (bed bug) is the source of this 1452-nucleotide messenger RNA. It is a transcript of the gene Tsp97E, whose product is annotated as tetraspanin-31. The transcript has 6 exons. Bases 357 to 1073 code for a protein of 238 amino acids. Lineage: Eukaryota; Metazoa; Arthropoda; Insecta; Hemiptera; Cimicidae. The record is from RefSeq and is a predicted model, not a curated record. Gene Ontology annotation, cellular component: membrane.
ACAUGUGAUUAAUCAAGAAGGAAAAUGUAAAAUUAUACAUGUUGUGAUGUUAUUUGAAAAGGAAGCUAGAUGUCUGGUGAGACUGUUUGUAAAAACGAGGGCUUUACAGAAGUUGUUUAUCGAUCUGGGGAUCGAGCAACCCCACUUUCUUCAAUUGGAAACUAACAGCUGUUGGAAGAUCCCGCACCCCACUCUCUAGUCUUAUCAGUAAUCACAAUAGCUUAUUAAAACUUUCUAGUUUCUAGACCUCCCGAGGUUUGUACAUCAUAACAUAAAAGCCGACGUCGGGGCAAAAAAGAGAAAAGUAACCGAAUAAACUGGAAAUUCCAAAAGUGGGGUAGGUGUCUUCCUUCAAGAUGUGCGGGGGUUUCACCUGUUCGAAGAACGCUCUCACCGCACUCAACAUCCUUUACGUCGUGGUCGGCUUCAUCCUCAUCGUGGCCGCCGUCUAUGGCCGGGCGUCCGCUCUCGUCACCAACUUGCCCAUCAUCGGCGGCAUCCUCGCUUGCGGCAUCUUCCUCAUCCUCGUCUCCAUCCUCGGCCUCUUCGGCGCUAUCCAGCACAACCAAGUCAUGCUCUUUUUUUACAUGGUAAUUUUGUUCCUUCUUCUUCUUGUGCAGUUUAGUGUAGCUUGCGCUUGUCUUGCAGUGGACAUGGAUGAACAAAAACAACUGGCUGAAAAAGGUUGGGGACAAGUCGAUGACGAGCUUAAAAUUAAAGUUCAGAGGACUUUCAGCUGCUGUGGCUUCGACAAUAAGCCCCAUGCGCUCAAUGACUCGAUGGGCCAUCCCGUUUGUAUUAAAGAUGUGAGUCAUGAUUAUUUCCAAAAGAAAAAAAAAUUGACCGUUAAAUUUUUUUUUUUUUUUCAGCUUUCUUGCUGUCCGUUCGGCUCUCGAGAUGAUUGUACUUGCCCGCCUUGCAUGUUCAAACUCCAGUCUACGAUCAAUUACGCCUUUAAACUUUGCGGAGGGAUCGGACUCUUCUUCAGUUUUACCGAGUUUGUGGGUGUUUGGUUGACUGUACGUUAUCGAAACCAGAAGGACCCCCGUGCAAAUCCACGUGCUUUCCUUUAACCAUUAACUCCACUCGGUGGUGAUUGGAAUCAUGCUCGCUUUCCGGUACCGUAACCAAAUAGACCCAGACAUAGAUUUUGCCAAAACUUUGUUUUCACGGCAUAGAAACUACCGGUACACUAACAUUGGCCCACCCGUCACCACCGAUUAUAAGUCACAGAAUUCGUUAUAAUACUAAGGGGGAAUGUUUUAAAUAAAAAAAAAAUAUCCUGACUUAAUUAGUUAAGUUUACAAAUACGAAUCCAGAGCCAUAUCUUAAUUCCUCUCAUUUUUUUUACAUUGUGAGAUUUUUAAAAAUAUUUAUAAUAAUUUUAAUUAGGCUUAAUUACUGCUAAUUGUCAGGAUAACUUUGACUGAAAUAUUUUGCUUGUAAAAAAAA